AGAGAGUCCUUUGCAGAUCUCAUCUCCACUCUUCUUUACACUCUACAGCUCCCACUCCUUACCAUUUUUUUUUAAUUUCAAAUUCAAAAAAAAAAAAAAGAUUUUCCAUUGUUACACCUUCAAGAAAAAAUAGCUUAUUAGGAGUGACCAAAGGUUAACACAAUCUGGUUUAAAGCUUAGUAAAAUUGAGAAAAUAUGCAGAAGCCACCACAGGCUGUAGAUUUUGCUCUAAAGGAGACCUCACCGAAGAUCGGUGCAGGCGCAAUCACAGGAGAUAAGCUCUCAUGUACUUAUGAUCUUGUUGAGCAAAUGCAGUACCUUUAUGUUAGAGUUGUUAAAGCCAAAGAUUUGCCUGGAAAAGAUGUAACAGGUAGUUGUGAUCCUUUUGUUGAAGUGAAACUUGGGAAUUACAAAGGUGUUACUAAGUAUUUCGAGAAGAAAUCGAACCCCGAAUGGAACCAAUGUUUUGCUUUCUCUAAAGAAAGAAUUCAAGCUUCAACAUUAGAAGUUGUUGUUAAAGAUAAGGAUGUUGUGAUUGAUGACAUAAUUGGUAGAGUUAUGUUUGAACUUAAUGACAUACCGAAAAGGGUUCCUCCAGAUAGUCCUUUGGCGCCACAAUGGUAUAGAUUGGAAGAUAGGAAAGGUAGUAAGGCUAAAGGAGAGCUUAUGUUAGCUGUGUGGAUGGGAACUCAAGCUGAUGAGGCUUUCCCCGAAGCUUGGCAUUCUGAUGCUGCGUCGGUUAGUACUGAUGGCGUUGCUAAUAUUAGAUCAAAAGUUUACCUUUCUCCAAAGCUUUGGUAUGUUAGAGUGAAUGUGAUUGAAGCUCAAGAUUUGCAGCCUGGUGAUAAGACUAGGUACCCUGAAGUUUUUGUCAAAGCUGUGCUUGGAAAUCAGGCUUUGAGGACUAGAACAUCACCGAGUAAGAGUAUUAAUCCGAUGUGGAAUGAGGAUUUGAUGUUUGUUGUUGCUGAGCCUUUUGAGGAGCCUUUGAUUCUUAGUGUGGAAGAUAAAGGUGAAGUGUUGGGGAAGUGUUUGAUUCCAUUGCAGAAUGUUCAGAAGAGACUUGAUCAUAAGCCUGUCAACACUAGGUGGUUUAAUCUCGAAAGGUAUAUAAUGGUAGAUGGGGAACAGAAGAAAGAUACUAAAUUUGCUAGUAGGAUUCAUUUGAGGAUUUGUUUGGAUGGAGGGUAUCAUGUUUUGGAUGAAUCAACACAUUAUAGUAGCGAUUUAAGGCCGACGGCUAAGCAAUUGUGGAGACCGAGCAUUGGGAUUUUCGAGCUGGGAGUCAUAAGUGCCAUGGGACUUAUGCCAAUGAAAACCAAAGAUGGUAGAGGAACAACAGACGCGUAUUGUGUAGCUAAGUAUGGACAGAAAUGGGUUCGAACUAGAACAAUCGUCGAUAGCUCAACUCCUAAAUGGAAUGAGCAGUACACAUGGGAGGUUUUCGACCCUUGUACUGUCAUUACAAUUGGAGUUUUCGACAAUGGACACAUUCAUGGAGAGAAAGGAGGAAGUGGGAAAGAUGCAAGGAUUGGUAAAGUGAGAAUUCGCCUCUCAACACUCGAAACUGAUAGAGUUUACACUCAUUCAUACCCUCUUCUAGUGCUGCAUUCAUCUGGUGUGAAAAAAAUGGGAGAAGUUCAAUUAGCAGUGAGGUUCACAUGCUCAUCUUUAAUCAACAUGUUGCAUAUGUACUCACACCCUUUACUCCCCAAAAUGCAUUACAUUCACCCCUUGUCUGUUAUCCAACUAGAUAGUUUGAGACACCAAGCUAUGCAAAUCGUUUCGAUGAGACUAACAAGAGCUGAACCAGCUCUAAGAAAAGAGGUUGUGGAAUACAUGCUUGAUGUUGAUUCACACAUGUGGAGUAUGAGAAGAAGCAAAGCUAAUUUCUUCAGAAUCAUGGGAGUUCUAAGUGGUUUAAUUGCAGUUGGAAAAUGGUUUGAUCAAAUUUGCAAUUGGAGAAACCCCAUUACAACUAUACUAAUUCACAUACUAUUCAUCAUACUAGUUCUUUACCCUGAAUUGAUUCUCCCAACUGUUUUUCUUUACCUUUUCUUGAUUGGUAUUUGGAACUUCAGAUGGAGAUCAAGACACCCUCCUCACAUGGACACAAGGCUUUCACAUGCUGAUGCUGUUCACCCCGACGAGCUAGACGAGGAAUUCGAUACAUUCCCAACUUCAAGGCCUUCAGACAUUGUUAGGAUGAGAUAUGACAGACUUAGGAGCAUAGCAGGCAGAGUUCAGACAGUUGUUGGUGAUUUGGCAACACAAGGAGAAAGAUUUCAGUCUCUUCUUAGUUGGAGAGAUCCAAGAGCAAGCACAUUGUUUGUGACAUUUUGUUUGAUUGCAGCCAUUGUUUUGUAUGUUACUCCAUUCCAAAUUGUGUUACUUCUUACAGGGAUUUACAUGUUGAGGCACCCGAGAUUUCGCCAUAAGCUUCCUUCUGUUCCUCUCAACUUUUUUAGAAGAUUGCCUUCAAGAUCAGAUAGCAUGUUGUAAAAGGAUCAAGGAGAAAGACUUGCUUAAUUAUUAGUUGUUGUUGUUGUUGUUGCAUUUGAUGUUUUUAUUUGGAAUUAUGUUUAAUGUGUAAUGAAAAACAUGUUUUAGUUUGUUUUUGAGUUCAUUAGUCUUUAUGUUUUGACUUCAAUGAAUGCAUUUCAUGUAAUGUAAUAUAAUAAAUAAACAUGAAUAAAAAUGAUUGAGGGUGUGUUCUUAUUUGGUAUUUA
Molecule: messenger RNA, 2729 nt
Organism: Cannabis sativa
Lineage: Eukaryota; Viridiplantae; Streptophyta; Magnoliopsida; Rosales; Cannabaceae
Product: multiple C2 domain and transmembrane region protein 5
Exons: 3
Coding region: 196-2502 (768 amino acids)
Source: RefSeq, a predicted model, not a curated record